Molecule: messenger RNA, 1004 nt
Organism: Cynara cardunculus var. scolymus (artichoke)
Lineage: Eukaryota; Viridiplantae; Streptophyta; Magnoliopsida; Asterales; Asteraceae
Product: adenylylsulfatase HINT3
Exons: 7
Coding region: 223-849 (208 amino acids)
Biological process (GO): purine ribonucleotide metabolic process; sulfur compound metabolic process
Molecular function (GO): adenylylsulfatase activity
Source: RefSeq, a predicted model, not a curated record
CGUUUGCAUAGACGCAGUGUGGAUAAUCCAUAGCCAACGAAACCAGAGGCCCGUCCGUCACCCCCCCUUGCUCUCUGCGCCACAAAUCCACAAACCCUCUCUCUCAUGGCGUCUUGAAUCGGAGUCACCUCUCAUGGUGGUCGUGGUGGUUAUGGUCAUGAUGAUCACUCACUUCAUCACAUCCACACUAGUUUGCUUCUUCUAUCGCUCUUGAUAUUCGUAAUGGAGGCCGCACAACGUCGUCGUUUGUCAAUCAUCGCUUCUCAUCUUCGCCCAAUCACCUCUGCUUCCGAACAACCAAAGAUUUCCUCGUCAAUAGUCUCCCCCUCCCUUUGCGAUUCUUCUUCUGAUUCUGAUAAACACUGCAAUCUCGUCACUGAUUGUGUUUUCUGUAAGAUUAUUCGAGGCGAAGCACCUGCUUUAAAGCUAUACGAGGAUGAUGCAUGCCUAUGCUUUUUGGACACCAAUCCCGUGAGCCCUGGGCACUGCCUUAUUAUUCCACGAUGCCAUUUUCCAUCUCUGGUGACAACUCCCCCAUCUGUGGUAGCUGCCAUGUGUUCAAAAGUCCCCUAUAUUAGCAAGGCAGUCAUGAAAGCCACUAAUUCUGACUCGUUCAACUUGUUAGUCAAUAAUGGCGUGGAUGCAGGCCAAGUUAUAUUUCAUACACACAUCCAUAUAAUACCUCGGAAGGCACGAGACUGCUUAUGGGCUUCUGAGAGCUUGCAGAGGCAUCCCCUAAAGCAAGACCAAGAAGCCUUGCAUCUUGUUAAUAACAUUAGGCAGCAUUUGUCAUUUGUGGAUGGGUUUGAAGAUAGCAAAGAUCAUGGAACCACUCUCAUUGGGGGCUAAUUCAUGGGGUUGGAUUUCCUUAUUUGUAAUUUUAUCCAAAUAUUUUACUUUUUAUUUUUAUAUUUUAUUUUUAAGAAGUUGAUUGUACAAAUUGGAGAAAUGAGUUGCAGUUUGUUUUUUCUAGUAACCAUUUGGAUAUGCAAUUGGUGUUUACA